UCCUGUUUAUCAAAGACCUGUGAUCGAUCAGUGGAGAGCAAUUUGCUUCAUUCUGGUGGCUGAUUUAUAGUGCCAAAGGUCUGGAAAAGUGUUGGAACUGUGAGCGCUCGCGACAUGGAUUAGUUUGCGCUAGUUGGUAAUUCGGUGUUUUCCUGAUCGAAUAAGAAAAAUCGUUUUACUUCCUUACGACAGGGGCAGGUUACUUAAGAAUUUUCAAAGGGAAAUCCUUACAAGCAAAAAGUUGAAAUCGGUAGUCACUGCGAUUGCGCCGGAAAGCGAAAAGUAUCCGUGAGGGAGAAUUGGGCUGAAAGUUGGGAGCCAGUAGCAGAAGCAGUGGGCUGAGGAAAUCGGAUAUUCGAAACGGAUUUAAUCGAUCGUCUUUUGAAAAAAGAGAGAGAACACAUAGGAGAUGGCAGCUACGUCGAAUGGAGUGAUACGUAGGAGUUCGUGAAGAAAAGAAAAAAGCCAUCCUGAGUGAACGACGACAUGGAGGGUGUUUUCAGUGUUACAAAGUUGUGAUUAUCAGUUGAACAAGAAGAACCAGCAGUAGUAACAGCAAGGAAAUCAACUGUGCCUCGAUUAAUGGUAUGGUAGAUGUCGUAUUUACUGAACUUUAUUAAUGCAGCAAGGGGGCUCAGGAAAGCGCCCCCGAAAUUGUUCAUUUGAGGCAUGUCGUAAUGGCAAGAGAGGAGUCUCGCGGCAAGAGGCCUUUAAAAAUCUGGGACAGUUGGCGCAAUGUCCGCAAAGGUCUCGUCGUAGGUAGUUUCGAGGAAUUAAUAGUUAGAGGGAAGGACAAACUAGGAGUACCAGCAUCAGAACCGGUUCGAUUGGUUCUAGAAUGCGAUGGCACUCAAGUAGAGGAUGGAGAGUACUUUAGAACGCUAGCGAACAAUACCGUACUGUUGCUGUUGCGACAGGGAGAGAGGUGGUACCCAACAGGUGUCGAUGUGAUCAAAGCUGCGAUAUCUGCCAUACCAAAAAUCGUCUGCGAGACUAUACAUGCCUUGGAACUGCAGGAUGAAACACCAUCUUGGAAGAUUAUGGAUAACAAGGGACGUGUCACCGUUGUUUUACACUGGGAUCAAAGACAGGGCGGUCAAGGAGGAGGCCAAGGAAGCAGCAGUAGUGGACUCGGUGGUGGAGGAAUACUGAGUAAUGGUCCUAGUUCAGAAAAGUUUUCACCGUCGAAGAAAAGCCUAUCUACCCAAAAUUCAUUGGACAAAGGAUCGGUGUCCAGUCAACAACGAUACCCCAGUCCUCAGAUAACGGUAAUCAAUCAUGAUGAUCCACAGUCUGCCAUUUACCAUUCAGCAAGGCGACUGUCGAAACAGGGUGGGUCAUUUGACAGCGCUGUGGGAGCUGUGCAUAUUCAUACUCCUGAGUGUGCACACCAUGCUCACACACCUACGAGAGCAGGAAGUCCAGGAGCAACCGAAUGUGACUUCCACUGUUGUGCACUGCACGAAGAAGGACGUAAAAUCGCAGUUCAUAAAAAUGUGGCUACAUCUCCCAUACAGGAUGGAUCUGUUAGUCCACAACCGCCACCCAGCAGCCUUUCGGACUCCAGACGGACGUCGGCCUCAAAAGGGCAUGUACGAUUCUUGGACAUCGGCCCUGAGCGGGACAGUUCUGAAAGUGAAACAGAAAACACCGUCAUGGAGGACGAAACUGUCACGUCGGAAAAGUUUCUUCUACUGAUCGAUCAACUUUCGGUAGACCAGAAACGGCAUCUUAGUAUAAAAGAUAUUGGAAUCAUCCUCGAACGACUAAGUUCAAAAAUCCUAGACGUAGAACGGUUAGAUCGCGAAAGUGAAUCUGACGAUUGCUACAACUGGACGAUCAAAGCAACGAUUCGUGGUGAUGCGUUACGUGAGUUAGGUGUAAUAUAUAAUGGUAAUUACUACGCAAUAUCGGAACAUCCUGGUUACAAAGAAGAAAACGAAGAAAAUGGUGAAGACGUGGAAGAAGAAGACGAAGAUCGGUUAUAAGAAUAAAUCGAAUGAUUGCAGUAGCGGUAGUAAACUGCAUACAAUAAAUCGAAUUGGAUUGAAAUGCUAGUAAGAGCAGACAGAAAAUUCAGAAUAAAGUCAGCAGCACGUGCAAAAAAAUGGUUGAAAUCGAAUCACGUGUGCAAGACGAGUGUGGAUCCGGAGUAUUGUUAGGGCGUGUGAUGCCACAAUCAGUGCCAUUUCGAGCCACGUGUUGAACAGUGAAAUGGAACCGGAAAGCGAAAGCCACUCUCUCGAAAACACAAAUGCUGCCAUUAAAACAAAAAAAAUCGUUUAAAAUAAAUACAUUAAUUUGUGGAGGUUAUUGCUAAUAAAUAACGAAAUAUCUGAAACCUAAAUAAAACAUGGAAACGCACAUCAUUGUAACCGUUACAUAAAAAUGAAGCAAUUAAUAGAAAUCAAUCUAAUACAGCAGGCUAAAUAGAAGCCUGUGACGACAAUGGAAAAUGCACCGAAAUAAAAACGGACAGUGACGAGACACACAAACAAGAACGUUCGAAAUUCAAAGUAAGGCAAAAUGUGGACAAAAUUUUAAGAAGCAAACAGUAAUGCAUACCUUAGGCAUCAGUCGUGUCUAAUUUCAUGAUAGAGUUAGUAGGUAAAACAAAAUGUGGGAUACGAUUGCCAUGAACUACAAUAACGGGGCAAAACCUUGUAAUCAACAAUAAUGGUAAAAUAGUAAUACUGUAAUUACGGAGCUAAUGUAACCUACAAAAAAAGUAAAGGCAAAAACCAAAACCAGAUAAACACGUCAAACUGCAGUCGUAUCGCCAAAAAAAAAACUAGAAUUUAAAUCAAAACAAAAUAAUAAUAUAUAUUAUAUUAUUAACAAAUUAUGUAUUUAAAUACGUCAUUUCUGUAGAAAUGAUCCACUUUUUACUAAGAACAAAGGAAGACAUGAAACCAUAGUUAUGUAUCAAAUGAUUAUCAAUUAAGUAAAUGUAUUUGUACACUUGCACAUAUAGCUGUGUAUACGUAUGGAUUCCUGCAUGUACGUGUGUAUAUUUGUAUGUGUAGAUGUGUAUGUGUGUGGAUGUGGGCAGACGUAGUGUUUGCGCCACAGAGUAUUAAGCACAUAUUGUGAGAGAAAUCUGGCUUCAAUCGAUUCUCUCGUCAUUUAUGUUGCUUUUCCCCCUCUGGAUCAAGCAAAUCACACGUAAUGGUCUAAUCUCGCACCAUCUAUAACUAAAAUAGUAAAAAAGCAACAAACAUUAACAACUCACACUUAUUCUGGCACUAAACAUACUACUACUACCGGUGAAAAUCACUAAAGACGUUUUAACGCAUACGUAGACACACAACAACUAUUUAACCGCUAGUAGAAGGUACGCAACAACAACCAACCAACAACAAAACUAAAACAAGUCUAUUAAACGAAAAUCACCACGAAAGCAUCCGUUAUACACACUAGAUGGUCUCUUAGCGAAUAAUGAUGUGUGUACUUACUUAGUCACAUUCAUACACGAACACACAUUCACAUAUUCACACAGUCCAUUCGCGCAAAGGCAAACGCCGUAUUCCUAUCCAUGUUCACACACAAACACACGCGUAUGCAUCAUUACGCGUAUAAAGGGAAAAAAACAUCAUGGGCUGUUCUUACAAUCGCAUAGAAAAUCCGUACAGAGAUUAGCGCAUACACAGUAAAUCCUAGCGACGUUAAGGAGAAAAAGAUGUGUUGAUUCCUCGAGUUCAGUUCUCACGUGAAAGAAUAUUGUACUUCUCAGUUACGAAUUGAGUGUUGAAGGGAGAUUUAUCAGUUACCGCCAAGUAAACUAAUUGAUAGUACAGCGUAACUUUUUUCUAAAGUGACAUUACGAAACUGAUAUUAGCGUGCGAAUCGUGUCAACUCUCCAUUGGUUAGAUUUAGAUCUUAGAUUUAUAAACAACAAUCUGUGUUCAUUUGAAUCCAUAGGAAAGAAAUGUAAAACGAAUGCCAACUCAAAAAGAACAAAAAGUUGCCAAACAAAAAGGAUGGUUUAUAUCAACAUGCACGCCAAAACAUGUGCCAAAAAUGGUGAUGGGAAACGAAAAGAAACUCUACGUGUACUGCCACUGGCACCACGCCUAGCUCGUCAUUCUGUUAGGAUACUUAAAUUCCUAUUACUAUUAUUAUUUCAAUCAAGACGGAACAUAAAGAACCGCGUAUAACAAAUAGAUUGCAACGAUGUAGGUAUUCGACGGGAAAUGAAAGAGAGAAACAAUCAAUCAAUAUGUGCUAAACUAUGAUCUGGAUAUUUUUUGUUUCCUUAAAACUUGAGAACUUCUUUAAAAAUUAAAAAAAAUAUCUGAAAUUCGUCGCGACUUUAAAAACUAGAAAACUUAUUUUUUUUAUCUUGUUUCCAUGUUUUGACUCAGAUUUAAAUUUUAAUAGUUUUCAUUGAACAAUCAUUCAGAGCAAUUAAAAAACCAAAUGAAUGCACUAGCGGAACUGCUCAUUCAGACAUGCGUCAGCAAUGUAUUUUUAGGAAUCAAACGACAAAAGAAAGAAAAAUCUUGACAAACGAGAGCAGUAGGUUAACCAGAUUAAUAUAUUGUAAUCAAAACCCAAAUUGUAAUGAACCCGUGAAUGGAUGCGUUACUUUGUUAAUCCACGUACAUAGGACAGAGCAAGAAAAGUUUUAAAGAAAUAUGUGAAACAAAGGAGAAAUGAAAAUAAACCGGUGAGAGAAUUGAAUUAUUUUAUACAAACAAAAGAAACACACGAGAAAGAAUCUCCUAGUAAGCAAACCCUUACUCAGCACACGGCAAAGGAAUCCCUGCUUCCUUGUACUAACUCAUGAGUGAUUUUCUGCACAUAUUCGUUGGCUGACGUAAUCUCGGAAUAAUAUGACUGUGCAAUAGUUAUCAUUUUAUCGGUUGUUCGUCUCUUAUCGUUAAGCAUUUGCCACUAAUUUUCCCUAAACAAUCAUGAAUCAAGAAUGAGAAACUGUUUUUAUUUUGCUAAAGUCAAACUCUAAAGAAAUGGUAAAACGACUAAUACUGCAAGUGAAACCUAUAUAUUUUGUAUACAUAUUUCUAUGAACAAAUGAUUUGUUUAUUUGUAUGUCAGGUUACUACUUCAUCUAUAUUUUGUAAUCGAAGGAUAGUAACGCAGACUAAAACUAAUAAUAAGUAACAUUAGAAACCAAUAGUUUUAACUGUUUCUCAAAGAGAGCCAAGUAAAGCGAACUUAAAACUGAAACCCGAAGUAAAACAAAAUCAUAGAAUCGGAAAAAGAUAAACAAAACUGUGGAAAUCAACUUAUCAAUCAACCAAAAAUGCAUGGACACAGGCCACAAUGAAAUGAAAUAUUGAAACAAAAUCUCUUCGAUUAACCAAACUCCCAAUGCACUGAUGUUAUGUUCUACUGUCGCUUUUCGAUUGAAGCAAAAUGUUAUGAUGAAGUUCUUCCCACACAAUGAAUCAACCACGCCUUUCUUCACUUCCAUUCUGCGUUACCUUAUAAAAUUGGGGCGUGGAAAAAUAUUCACCAACGUCAGCAAGCAGCUCAAAUAAAAUGUUCGUUCACAAUCCCGUUACGAUGAUGGACAAGAAUAUCAACCUUGCGCACCAUAAAGCUACCAGUAAUCGCAGGUCACAUCUGGUGGCCACGAUUAUCCGUUCGAGAGUGUUAUCGUAGUCAUGAGAAAUUAAAUGAGUAUUAGUUUACAUAAAUAUCUGACACUGCCCUAAGCCCUGAAAAAAAAAAACAUUAGUGAAAUCAAGUACUAACAAAUCACACGAAAACGAAAUGUGCGCAUGUUUUAUGAAUAUUGAGAAAACUAACAACAUCAAGUCGUAAACAUUAAACAAGAAAAAUCAUAGUGAAGGGCCGACAAUCCUUCAAAUUAAUUAAAUGAAAUAAAACAAACUAAAAAUUAUAAUACUAACGAUAUCGGUAAAUAUUUUUUUAAAUAAAUAGUAACGAAGAAAAAGAAGAGAGAAUACAUAAGUCGAUCAAAAAAGAUGUGCGAUUAUCGAUUUAAAUUAGCCAAACAAAAAAGUGAAACAUUGAUCAAGGUCGAAUUCUUUAAUAUCUAGAAU
Aedes aegypti (yellow fever mosquito) is the source of this 6032-nucleotide messenger RNA. RefSeq lists its product as uncharacterized. The coding region runs from base 678 to 1988 and encodes 436 amino acids. Gene Ontology annotation, biological process: regulation of apoptotic process; apoptotic process. Lineage: Eukaryota; Metazoa; Arthropoda; Insecta; Diptera; Culicidae. The transcript has 4 exons. The record is from RefSeq and is a predicted model, not a curated record.